Lottia gigantea (owl limpet) is the source of this 678-nucleotide messenger RNA. RefSeq lists its product as hypothetical. NCBI's taxonomy places the organism in Eukaryota, Metazoa, Mollusca, Gastropoda, Lottiidae. The record is from RefSeq and is a predicted model, not a curated record. The coding region runs from base 1 to 678 and encodes 225 amino acids. The transcript is spliced from 2 exons.
AUGGGUUUCAAACCUGAUAAUCCUGGAGCAAAUCAACAACCUGUUGAAGGAGGAAAUAAUAAUAAUGUUGCUGAUCAACGUUGUCCUGUUAUUAAUGUAUCUCCACCUGCUCAACUAAUCUUGGGUGAUAGCCCAGUAGAAAACUGGAAACUGUAUAAACAAGCCUGGUCUAACUAUAAAGUUAUCGCUGGACUAGAAUUAAGAACUGAAGAAUAUAGGAAAGCUUUAUUUCUUCAUAAUUUAGGCCGUGAAGCUCAGUUAAUUUAUAAUUCACGCAAUCGUAAAUUCCUACGUCAAGCUGCUGAACAAUCUGAUUUAUUUGUUCCUUAUCCUCCGGAUGAAGCUACUGAAAACAACGCAGAAGCCAAUGUACAACAUAAUCUUCCUGAUCAACAAGAUACUGUACAACCUGAUGUCGUAGAUAAUCAACCAGAAGUCAAUAUACCAGUUCUACAACCUGCUGUUCAUGAUCGAAAUAAUAUGAGAAACAAUAUAGUCACACGUUCUGGACGUCUACUUGACGUAGACUUGGUUCAACCAGUUUCUAUGAUAGUCGGGCCGUUGUUCGUACUUCUGUGGCCUUAUCAGCAUUCUUGCAUGUCCGUAAAAGGACAAGAAAGUGUGAGGAGGUUAAAUUCUACUUUUGAUUCGAAAUUUGGGUACAUAUUACUCGGCUAG